Molecule: messenger RNA, 989 nt
Organism: Apis mellifera (honey bee)
Lineage: Eukaryota; Metazoa; Arthropoda; Insecta; Hymenoptera; Apidae
Product: ran-specific GTPase-activating protein
Exons: 4
Coding region: 145-906 (253 amino acids)
Biological process (GO): nucleocytoplasmic transport
Cellular component (GO): nuclear pore; cytoplasm
Molecular function (GO): GTPase activator activity
Source: RefSeq, a predicted model, not a curated record
AAAACAGUGGUUGUAAAUGCUUAACAUAUACCUAUGAAUUAUCAUGGAGGGCUAUUAUACAAUAUCACGGUUUACUAUUAAACAGGUUGAAUUGGCGGUAUUUAUCAAGUGAUUGUAUAAUUUCUUUUUCAAAACUGAUAAAAAAUGCCAGAAAACAUAAAUGGAGAUCAUGUUGAUGUAAAGAGUGCGAAUUGUGAAGCUCAAGAUAAUGAUGAAGAUAACAAUGAAGCAGAUGUACAUUUUGAGCCAAUAAUUUCUUUGCCAUUAAUAGAAGUUUCCAAUAAUGAAGAAGAUGAAGUUGAAAUGAUAAAAAUGAGAGCAAAAUUAUAUCGUUAUGAUUCUUCUAAUAAUCCAGCAGAAUGGAAAGAACGUGGUACUGGAGAAGUAAAAUUAUUAAGACAUAAAACAAAAAAUACAGUAAGAGUUGUAAUGCGUAGAGAUAAAACACUUAAAAUUUGUGCUAAUCAUUUUGUAACUCCUUGGAUGGAAUUGAAACCUAAUUGUGGUAGUGAUAGAGCAUGGGUAUGGAGUGUACUUGCUGAUUAUGCAGAUGAACAACUUAAGCCAGAGCUACUUGCUAUAAGAUUUGCAAAUGCAGAAAAUGCAACUGUUUGGAAAGAAGCAUUUGAAAAAGCAAAGAAGAUAGUGGGAUCUGAAUGUGAGAUAUAUGCUGGAAAAAAUAACGCAGAAGAAAAACAUGUUGAGAGUGAUAGUGAACCUUCUAGUGAUGUAAGUUAUAGUGAAAGUACUGAUAAUGAAGAACAAGAUAAAUUGGCUGAAGGAGAUUUAAAAAUUAAAGAUAAUGAAAAAGUGGAAACUUCUGAGAAACAAGUAAAAGAUGAAGAAAGUAUGGACAAAGUGUCUAAAGGACUUGAGCAAUUGCAAGUUGAGGAUGAGAAAAAGUAAAAGUAAAAUUUACAUCUCUGAAUUAGAGAUGUUAUUUAUAAGUGCACAUUCCAACAUAAACAUACAUCUAUGCAUAUGUUUAA